CCCAUAAAGAUCUUUCCUUAGAUUUGUCGACCAAUUAAAGAGAAUGAUGCAGCCUGGAGUUAUUUCAUCUGAAGAUUUUGACCUAAGCAAUAUUUUAGGCUACGAUUCCAUGGAACAUUUCAGUGAAGAUUCAGAAAUCUUUUCAGAAACUAGCCCAUUCAAUAAUAUUAUUAGCUCUUCCCAACAAAUAAAUGAUUCCACUCCUAGUCCUACUUCAAUAUUACAAGUAGAGCGUGGUGUAGACGCUCCACCAAAGUGGAGGAGAUACCGAGGAGUGAGGAGGCGGCCAUGGGGUAAGUUCGCGGCGGAGAUAAGGGACCCCUCGAAGAAAGGGAAUAAUAGGGUAUGGCUGGGUACAUAUGAGACACCUGAGGAUGCAGCAUUGGCUUAUGAUCGUGCCGCAUAUAAAAUGCGAGGGGCACGAGCCUUGCUCAAUUUCCCUCAUUUGAUUGCUUCAAAUGUAGUCGACCUUAAUAGAGUGAAGCCCAAGAAACGUUUACAUUCUUCUCCCUCCAAGACAACCAAUGACGCUCCAACUCCAAGUCCAAAGAAGAGAAAUGUUGAGUUAAUAAACAACCUAGCCAAAUCCACCAAUUUCAAUACUCAUUGUAUCAUGGAGAGGUUUGAGUUCGGCACUGUGCUUAAUACUAGUAUUUAAUUUUGUGCCCUGGAAAAAGAAAAAGAAAAAAAAGAAAGAAGAAAAGAUGAUAUAGUGAUAUCGGUGAGAGUUUUUUACACAAUAAAUGUGGGUUCGAUUCUCACCGUCUCUUGUAGUGGAAAAAAUAUUAUGGCUAGAGGAGUUGAGCCUCAUUAUCAUCAAGGAGUGCUUGGGUAGCAAGGAAUCACUUGUAGUAAUUAGUGUUGUUUUGCGACGUCAAUUUACUGAUGUUUUUUACAAGUGAAUAAAUUACUUAAUGAAAAAAAUAAAGAGUUUUAGUUUUUCCUAGAAAUAAUUCCCAAUAAAUUACUUUAUUUUCCAUUUAGUAUUCGGUAUACGCUUUGUGAGCGGAAUAAUCUGGAUUCGUGUAGAAAACCCGUUUUAGGGGUAAAACGCUUGCUAUGAGGUUCGAUUUCAAUUUCAUCUAGUCUAGUGCUGUUUGUUCUUUUAGUU
This is a messenger RNA of Lycium ferocissimum, 1111 nucleotides long. Its product is annotated as pathogenesis-related genes transcriptional activator PTI5-like. Gene Ontology annotation, biological process: regulation of DNA-templated transcription; ethylene-activated signaling pathway. The coding region runs from base 44 to 658 and encodes 204 amino acids. Lineage: Eukaryota; Viridiplantae; Streptophyta; Magnoliopsida; Solanales; Solanaceae. Gene Ontology annotation, molecular function: DNA binding; DNA-binding transcription factor activity. The transcript has a single exon. The record is from RefSeq and is a predicted model, not a curated record.